Messenger RNA from Megalopta genalis, 1119 nucleotides. Its product is annotated as cilia- and flagella-associated protein 20. Lineage: Eukaryota; Metazoa; Arthropoda; Insecta; Hymenoptera; Halictidae. The record is from RefSeq and is a predicted model, not a curated record.
AAAUUCUUUUUCCCCCCUUUUGUUCGUCGAACGGUCACCGUCGCGGUAUUUGUCAAAUAACGAUGCAGUGAAAAUAAUCGUGAACAUCGGUCUUGGACGAAUUCUUUCAACGGAAAGAAGAGAACCAUGUUCCGUAAUCAGUAUCAAAGCGGACUGCUGUCUAUUCUGUACAGCUGUGGCUCGUCGCCGUUGGAAAUAUGGGGCAUGCACGUGAAGUAUGGUUACAUUCGACGAGUGACGGACGAGGAGGUGAAAUCUCUGGCCCUGGAACUAACGGGAACCAAUGUCACGACAACUUAUAUCUUUGCGCCAUCGAACCCGAGGGGGUCGCUCGGGAUUAGGCUUCCUUUCUUGAUCAUGAUUAUCAAGAACAUGAAGAAGUAUUUCACGUUCGAAAUAACAAUUCUUGAUGACAAGAAUAUGCGCAGGAGGUUCCGAAUGAGCAAUUUCCAAAGUACUACUCGCAUUAAACCCUUCUGCACGUCGAUGCCAAUCGGCCUGUCCGGUGGUUGGAAUCAGGUUCAAUUUAAUCUGUCGGAUUUCACGCGAAGAGCGUAUGGCACCAAUUACGUCGAGACCACGCGCAUUCAAAUCCACGCGAACUGUCGGAUUCGACGUAUUUAUUUCGCAGACAGACUGUACACGGAAGAUCAACUACCGGAGGAAUUCACUCUGUUUCUGCCUAUUCACCGGAAGAAGUGUGUCAGAGAAGCACCUGAGAGGAAAGAAGAGGCGAAACCGGAAAAAGAGGAAGAUCUUGUACAACCGUUCGAAGAGGACGAGAGGACUGAAGAUGAAGAAGAGGAGAAAGAGUUACCCGACGAGGAACCGAUCGAGGACGAAGGUGAAACUAUGAAAACACAGCUAAGGGAGGAUGAAGAAGAGGAAGAAGAAGAAGAAGAAGUGGAGGGCGACGAGGUCGAACCCAUACAAGGAACGGAUUACGAAGCUGAAGACGAAGUACCUGUCGAAGAAGAGGGUCCUGUCGAAGAUGAAGCUGAAGAAUCUACAGUCGCUGCAAAUUUAACGUCUCCUGGAACGGUAACGGAAGGGGAAACAGACGCGGAUGACGCAGCAGCGGCAGAUGACGAAGACGAUGAAAAUGAAGCUGAACCAUGA